Messenger RNA from Trichoderma virens Gv29-8, 630 nucleotides. RefSeq lists its product as uncharacterized. The transcript is spliced from 2 exons. Bases 50 to 445 code for a protein of 131 amino acids. Lineage: Eukaryota; Fungi; Ascomycota; Sordariomycetes; Hypocreales; Hypocreaceae. The record is from RefSeq and is a predicted model, not a curated record.
CACGACUCCCUUUUACGACCAUCAACACAGCUAUAAUAAAUCAGUCAUCAUGGCCAUUGACCAUACCUCCAUCUCGGUCCCUGAGGACAAAUUCAAGGAGUGCGUGGCACUUUACGUCAAAGCUCUCGAACCACUUGGAUAUGAGAUCGCCUACCAGUUUGGCGAGUACACCGUUGGACUUGGUUCGAAGCUCGACGCCAGAGACAACUACAAAGCCGCUGACUUUUGGGCAAUUGGGACCAAGGAGAGCGGCGGCAAGGCACACGUUGCCUUCCGUGUCUCAGAUCGAGCUGUGGUAGACGCAUUUCACGCGGCAGCGAUUUUGGGCGGAGGACAGGAUAAUGGAGCGCCCGGCGUGCGAGCGCAUUAUCAUCCCAAUUACUAUGCCGCCUUUGUGCUUGAUGCAGCGGGUAAUAACAUUGAGGUUGUGUGUCACAAUCCAUAGGACGGGCCAGACUGCUGAAAUUUGCUGCGAGGGUUGAUGCUUCGAGGUUGAUUAGGAGUUUUAGCGUCAUUGGAAUUGAAGAUUUUGAAUGAGCUGCCCAAGUGACGAUUCAUAGUCAUAUUCGGCGGCCUUAAACAUGUAAUCUAGCUUCAUGUUAGUAGCGAUAAUAUGUAUGUUCAACAUGC